GCUGGGGAGCUCCAGCCUGGAGAACCCCCAGGCUGUGGCCUUGGUGAAGGCCAGGACAGGUGACCUACGAGGCAAUGGAGACUCAGGCCUGGAGUCUUUGCUGCUGAACAGUCUUUAGGCAGGAUGAUGGGAUGACACCAAAACGAGCUCACAGUGGUUCUGGGAUGUUUGGGAGCAGCAGGUCAGAUUCUUCUCUGGCUUACGGGGUUUUACGUCACUAGAACUCUGACACCGUUGUAUUUACUCCUGGUUUAUGCUGCGAGGAGGGAGAAGAGACUCGGGCCCAGGGAGUCACCAAUGGCUGUCUGGAAAGUGACAUAAAAAUGCCCUUAUUUUAGCCAAGUUUCACAGGUUUCAUAUCUUUUCAAGCACCAAAACCAGGCAUGGGAUAAGCUCCUUUCCCUGCAAACUGGCUUGUGGGUCUACAGUUAAUUACGACCAUUCUCUGCUUUUCAGAGCUCUGCCUCUAGAGUGCCCUGGAUUCCUUGGCACCUUGGCCCUCUUAGCUGGGACCCUGCUGCAGCCCUUCACGCGAUCUGUGUCACCUGAUGCAGAGGGUGAGGCUCAGGUCAAAUGCUGGGUUUGCAGCCUUGAGACUGUGUCUUGAAGAUGCCAAGCGCCAAGGAUCCUGGUUCAUAUCCCUCCUAAUUUCAAUUGUCACUGAGCCUCUUGCUGUAAUCGAGUGACUGUCACUAUCGGUGUUAAUUGGUGCCCGUGCAGUGUCUGACGUUCCGGUGAGUGCAAUGCAUAGCUUACAGCCUGCCUGCGGGCCCUUGGUCUCUCUGUCUCCGUUCCCCAACCGGACAAUAGGGAUCACAGCCCUGCCUACCUCACCGGGGUGUGAUGAGAAAAACAUGGAGGGGGUUCUCAGCUCCCAUGGUAAUGGGGGCCAGCCAGGCAGACAGAUGUGUAUGGAGCAAACAGGGCGGUCAUUCAAUACAGAGAUUCGAAGGUGACUUUUAGUGUUUGGAUUAGGAGUUUCCUGCUACGCUAACCAUGAAGCAUCUGCUCAGUAUUGUGGCUCUUUGUGUCUCCUGAGAGGGAUCCCGGAAUGCCUGUGCAGUGUGCGAGCAGCUGACCAGCAGAGAGCUCCCAGCCCCCAGUCGAGUCACUCCCCUGUCAGGUCUGAGUCUGUUCAGUUUUACUCCUAGCGCACAUAAGCACACCAGUCAGGAAUGCACCCAAGCCAGAGCACACGGUGCGGAUAACGGAGUGGGCACUUCUCCACAUUUAAGUAGCUGGGAGAGAGUCCAUCUUGGUUGAAGGGAAAGCGAAUUGUUUAACCAACGCUGGCAAGUUGGACCCUUUUGUCUGACACAGAAUAUUUCCAGGUAACUGCACAGUGAUCCAGGACUGAGGGCAGCCGGCAGCCUUGCUUCCAAAGGGGAAGGAUCAGUUUGAUAAAGCAUUUCUGGAGGUGCCUUACGAGAUGGAACUGCACAUCUGACCGCACCCAGGAGAGCAGCUCGGCAGAAAUGGAAACCGUGGUGAUAGUUGCCAUCGGCGUGCUGGCUACUAUCUUCCUGGCGUCCUUCGUGGCACUUGUGGUGGUUUGCAGGCAGCGCUACUGCCGGCCUAAGGAUCUCUUGACUCAUUAUGAUACCAAACCGAUCGUCGACCUUAUUGGGGCGAUGGAGACGCAGUCGGAGCCCUCGGAGCUUGAGCUGGACGACGUUGUGAUAACAAACCCCCACAUCGAGGCUAUUCUGGAGAAUGAGGACUGGAUCGAAGAUGCUUCGGGCCUGGUCUCUCACUGCAUCGCUAUUCUCAAGAUUUGUCACACUUUGACAGAGAAGCUCGUUGCAAUGACAAUGGGCUCUGGGGCCAGAAUGAAAUCUCCCGCAAGCCUGAGUGACAUUAUUGUGGUGGCAAAGCGGAUCAGCCCCAGGGUGGAUGAUGUUGUGAGGUCGAUGUACCCACCUCUGGAUCCCAAGCUUCUGGAUGCUCGGACAACAGCCCUGCUGCUGUCUGUCAGCCACCUCGUCCUGGUGACCAGGAACGCCUGCCACCUAAGCGGGGGCAUGGACUGGAUCGACCAAUCGCUGUCUGCUGCGGAGGAGCACAUGACGGUGCUGCGCGAAGCGGCUCUGGCCACCGAGCCCGAGAGAAGCAUCGCGGGGGGUGCGGAAAGCUUCCUGCAGGAGCAGUCUGCCAUCUGACGGAGGUGGCCCGGCCUGCCCUGGUGAGCGCUGACGCUCCACGUUCCCAGGGCAUCCAUGCUGCUGCUUGGUGCACUGAGGUGGUCAAAUAUUUGCAUGAGCCAUGCAGAGCUAUUAGUAUAUUGACACUGAACUGUUACCAGCGGGUAGCUAAGGCAAUGCGCUUCUGCCGGUCCCCUGCUGCUUUGUAGUGUGGUUGAAGUGCCCUGUGCAUGGAACAGUGGGGCUCUGAUUAAUAAAAUCCCAUGAGAAGUCA
This is a messenger RNA of Mauremys reevesii (Reeves's turtle), 2415 nucleotides long. RefSeq names its product transmembrane protein 98 (gene TMEM98). NCBI's taxonomy places the organism in Eukaryota, Metazoa, Chordata, Testudines, Geoemydidae. The transcript is spliced from 8 exons. The coding region runs from base 1476 to 2159 and encodes 227 amino acids. Gene Ontology annotation, cellular component: endoplasmic reticulum. The record is from RefSeq and is a predicted model, not a curated record.